AAACACAUUCACAGUAGUUGUUGUCAGUAGCUGCAUCCAUGUACAACGUUCAGAUUGAGGCGCUGCAGGGAUUAUUCUCUCUCAGGUGGUUCAGCGUGAUUUUGACUUGCGUCUCUUUCGUCUGCAUGUAUAAUUCAAGCAGAGAUAUGAUGUAUCUGUAUGCGUGGAUCUGCCUACAGCGUAUCGUCAUCAUUGAACGUACAGGGAGGUUGAAUUUGGAUUUCAUUGUGUCGACAUAUGGAACAAGUACAUUUAAGGCCUAAUAUUUUGACACAUCCUAUCUACAGAAGGGUGAUGAUAAGGUGUAAUUAGAAUGGAAUAGAAAAAAGGUGUGGAGUCGGCAGGGCCACUAAAAGUAUUUGUAUACAUGACUAGUGUGGAUGGAAAGAUCUGCAUAAGCUAUUCACUUUGGGCUAGUUUUUUGGACUUUUAUUUCCAUUUUUAGUCAUUUAGCAGACAUUCUUAUCUAGACCAUUUAGGGUUAAAUGUUUUCCUCAAUGUCACCUGGAUAGACCUUUUUUCUAGUCGGCUUGGGGAUUCGAACUAGCGACCUGUCGGUUACUGGCCCAACCGCGCUUUUAAUCGCUAGGCUACCUGCCACCCAACAAACAACAGCAUUCCAAAUGUCAAGCCCUAGAUAGAGUAGUUCACUUCACCCAUCAAGCUGACAAGGUAGUGUACCAUAGUCACAGGCUGUUCCCAGUGGUCAGCUCGUUCCUGUUCCCUUCCUCACCUUGCAUCUCAUUCAGACAGACAACGCUGUGAUGCUGAUGAGUGGUCUGAACACUGUGUGUCAGUGCUGUUGCUGCGCUGCUGCUUCCCCUGAGAGCAGAUGUGAUGUCUUUUUCAGUUUGUGUGACGACGUGUGCUGGCCUGUGUUGAAUCUAUGCUCUUAAGGUGUGCUCUCCCCAGAGAGAAAGAGAGAGAGAGAGAGAGAGAGAGAGAGAUGGAGACAGAGUACACGUCGCCACACAAAAAGACAUCAUGUCUGCUCUCAGGGGAAGCGGCACAGGACUGACACAGACUGUUCAGGCUACCCAUCAGCGUUGUGUGUCUGAACGAGAUGACUUGGCCUGCCAGGCUGGUUCUGAGUCAUCCCAGCCUGGUUCUGAGUCAUCACAGCUGCCAGUUUAAGGGGAGGCCCAGUGAAUUAUGCAGCCAGCCCAUCCCCAACGGGAGCAGCUAGAUCAUACUUUUGUUCCUUCCAUCCCUCGUUCCAUCCCUCUUCCACCACCAUGCCGGCCAUAGUGAACCUGCUCUUCAAUACGGUGUCUACCAACACCACCAUCUCCUUCUCCCUGGUGCUGCCUCUGGUCAGCGUCCUCUCCCUCUUGGUGGGGGUCGGAGGUCACCUACUCAUGUGGCUGGUGCUGAUGCGUAACCCUCGGCGACGCUCCAAACCUAGCUCCGUGCUGCUCCUCAACUUGAGCCUGGCUGACAUGGGAGCCCUGCUCACCCUGCCCUGCGUCCUACUCAGCGCCAGCUCCCAGGACUGGCAGCUAGGGGGCGGUAUCUGUGUGCUGCUGGGCUUCAUGACCUCCCUGACGGCUGGAGUGGAUAUAUUUAGUCUGGCCGCCUUGUCGGUGCUCAGGUACCGCAUAGUGGCCCCACCUGCUAGACCGCCCCCCAGUCCCACACAAGUAGCCGGCAUCGUAGCAGUGAUCUGGUUAGUCUCUGUCACCAUGGCCCUUCCCAAGGUCACAUACAUCCAGUUUGACAGUGGCUGUACAUGGUCUGUGGGGCGUGGCCAGUGGCUGGGCUUCCUGGUGCCAGCCUUCCUGGUCUACUACGUGGCUCCGCUCGUCUGCAUUGCCCUCAACUGUGGCCUCAUCAUCACCCAUCUCCACCGCUGCCGGGGUACGCUGGCCGCAGACCGCCGCAACAAGAAGGCUACGGCGCUCCUGAUUGGCUCCACACUGGUCUUCGCCAUCAGCUGGCUGCCCUACUACGCCCUGGAGUUUGUCAAUGUCAUGUCCCCCUAUGUCAGCUUCGUUGCCUCGCCUAUCAGUCAACAACCCUCCUCCUCCCUCAACUCGUCCGCGUCCCUGUCCCCACCCACGGAGGGGGACACGGAGGUGUCUCUCCUCUGGGAGGUGGCGUCCCUGUCGGCCAUAUUGUUGGUGUGUUUGGCGCCCUGCUGGAACCCGCCCCUCUACUUCCUGUUGUCUCGCCCGGCGGUGCGUCAGCUCCGUGCCCUCCUGCCGUCGCUGAGGAAAUGCUUGGGAAGCCUGCGACCACCUAUCACCCCCGCGCCACCCCCACGUUUUCCUCACCUCCGGCCUCUUCCUACUUUGAAAUGGCUUCCUGAAAUCCCUCAAGCAGCUGAUUGGUCGACUCCAGGGCUAAUUGGAGAGCUGACCCCGCCCCCUCGUCAAGACAGUUGUCUCCAAUUACCCAUUCAAUCUGAAGCUAUAUAAAAGCCAGUGUUCUGUUCAGGAGAGAGAUUUUGCUGGAGGUAGAUUUGCUAGGGAGUUUUUCUGGGAGGUCAUUGCAGAGGUUUUGCUAGAGAUUUUGCUGGGAGUUCAUUGCUGAGAGUUCAUUGCUGAGAGUUGGUAUGUUCUGUGAGUUUGUUGCUCAGAUAGAGCUUAUUUGAUGUCCUUUGUUUCUUAGUUUGUUUGUGAAAUUGUUUAAUAUUCUGUUUCAUUUGUCCCCAGGGGGAGAAGGGGAAGGCACCUAGGGAGUGCUUAGGCAAGAGGCCUGCGGGCAUACAUAUACCCGUAGCAUAUUCGCUGUCUAGGCACACUAGGUAAGACCUGGGCGGACCACCCCCUGUAUUUUGGUUAGGUCACCAGGUGGUGCUAAAUUAGGUAAGUAGUGGGUAGGCAGGUAGGAGAGGGGGGCUUUGAGAUUUACUUUCUUUGCUUUGGUUCCGUCUAGACCCUUUUCCCCAUAUUACUGUGUAAAGGAAUAAAGUCCUUGUAAACGGUACCACA
Molecule: messenger RNA, 2933 nt
Organism: Oncorhynchus keta (chum salmon)
Lineage: Eukaryota; Metazoa; Chordata; Actinopteri; Salmoniformes; Salmonidae
Product: somatostatin receptor type 1
Exons: 4
Coding region: 1236-2417 (393 amino acids)
Biological process (GO): G protein-coupled receptor signaling pathway
Cellular component (GO): membrane
Molecular function (GO): G protein-coupled receptor activity
Source: RefSeq, a predicted model, not a curated record